Eleginops maclovinus (Patagonian blennie) is the source of this 3100-nucleotide messenger RNA. RefSeq names its product UTP18 small subunit processome component (gene utp18). Gene Ontology annotation, molecular function: protein binding. The record is from RefSeq and is a predicted model, not a curated record. The coding region runs from base 598 to 2145 and encodes 515 amino acids. NCBI's taxonomy places the organism in Eukaryota, Metazoa, Chordata, Actinopteri, Perciformes, Eleginopidae. The transcript is spliced from 14 exons. Gene Ontology annotation, biological process: rRNA processing. Gene Ontology annotation, cellular component: Pwp2p-containing subcomplex of 90S preribosome; small-subunit processome.
UUCCGACCUCCCGCUCUGUCAGUCAGAUGAGAAGAGUGACAAAAUGCCUCAGGAUUAAAAAUGUAUCGACUUUUAUAACUUUUAAACCGUGAUGGUUUAAAUAAGGGAAAUAGUAGAGUUCAUACUGGGGAGUUUAUGUAGCUAAAAACAAUGACCCGCUGAUUUACAGACGUCUCUUUCCGUAAGUCAAUAGGGCAAAGUGAAACCGUUUGGCCGCUAGGGACACUCAGAAACCUGCUUCAGCAGCUCUUCGGGAUGCUUUUAAUUGGUUUACUUUUGCACAAAUUGACUAAUUACUUGUAUAAUUUCAUGUCAUUAAUAAGAGCAAUACAUACUGGGACAUUUUUGACAUAUCUUUGCUAAAUAAAACGCAACACCGGAGCUCUAGCUGUGAAGCAGUGACGUCAGUGACCACCGGGGGGCAGGCUUUCAUUUUCUCCCCGUUCUGAGGUCAGGCUCCCGGAAGCACACGAGGAAAACACCACGGUCCGCAUGUGGAGCUGCAGACAUACCGAAUAACAGACUGAAAAUUCACUUUAAUCAAGACGACUCGCACCAGGACGACUUGAACCAGCAGGAGUCUGGUUCUUAUCCAACAUGGAGGAAGUAAUCCAGCUGCCGCAGCCCCGGCCCCUGAAGAGGAAGCAGCCCCGGCCGGAGAGCUCCGACCCCAGGGAGGAGGAGCGGCGCCGGCUCAGGAACGUGAGCCGGCUGGCGGUGCUGGGGGGGCAGGACCAGUCGGUGAAACUGCUGGAGGAUCUGCUGUUCGGGGGCGAGGAGGAGCUGGUGGAGAAACUCGAGGAGGUGGAUGAGGAGCCGACGGUCGUCUCAUUGCACGACGGAGACGAUGAGUCCGGAGAGUCAGAGGACGAAGGGCGAGCGAAGCCAGCGGCAAACCGAGAGGCGGUGUGGAUCGACGAGGACGACAAGCGGGAGGAGCAGGUGGACAUGAAGCAUCGAUUCCGCAGAGACCUGAUCCGAGGAGACGCAGAGGAGACCCUGAGCAAACAGAGACUCCAGCAGAGGAUGAGAGAGCAAUUUCAGAAGUCAAUGGGAGGAGCACCCUCGUGGGCAGACAGCAGCGUGAAGAAGAAGAACGCUGAUGAUGAAGAGGAGGAGGAGCUGAUGAGGAGGACGGGGAACUUCGUGGCGUCUUCCGAGCGUCUGCCCGGCAACAUCCUGAGGAUGAAGAAGUGCCUUCACGCCAACGCAGCCCGCCCCUCGCCGGACGCUCUCACCUCCGUCCAGUUCCACCCCAAUGCUCAGGUCGUCAUGGCCGCCGGCCUGGACCAAUCACUGAGCCUGUUCCAGGUGGAUGGGAAGUCGAACCCUCAGAUCCAGAGCAUCCGGCUGGAGAAGUUUCCGGUCCACCGGGCGGCGUUCAGCCAGGACGGUGAGACGGUGAUCGCCACGAGUCUGAGGAACAAGAUGUUCUACCUGUACGACAUGAUGGAGGGCCGAGUAACCCCCGUCACCUCCGUCAGGGGUCUGACGGAAGCGCGGGUGAAGGAGUUCUCCGUGUGUCCUGAAGGAGGCGCUCUGCUGCUGAGCGGGACCAGAGGCUACCUGCACCUCCUCACUCUGAAGACCCGGGAGGUCGUGAGCAGCCUGAAGAUCAAUGGGGAGGUCAGCGGCGUCGCCUUCUCCCCCGACGGCAGCAAGGUGUUCGCCAACUCAGCGGAGGGGGAGGUGUAUGUGUGGGAUCUGCGAAGCUCUCGAUGUGUGUGCAGGUUUUCUGAUGAAGGGUGUGUUACGGGGACCUCCAUCGCCGCCUCCAAAGACGGACGCUACCUGGCCUGCGGGUCUCAGUCGGGCGUGGUGAACGUGUACUCUCAGGAGGCGUGUCUCCGCUCAGAUAAGCCCCGCCCCCUGAAGGCUGUGAUGAACCUGCUGACCCCAGUCACAGCGCUGACCUUUAACCCCUCCUCGGAGAUCCUCGCCAUGGCAUCCCGCAGCGAGGACGAGGCGGUGCGCCUGCUGCACCUCCCCUCCCUCAGUGUGUUCUCGAAUUUCCCGGUCUCCAAGAGGAAGAUCGUGUACCGUGCCGCCAGCCUCGACUUCUCCCCUCACAGCGGCUUCUUCUCAUUGGCCAACAACAAAGGACACGCUCCACUCUUCCGGUUGAUGCAUUACAAAGACUUCUGAGCGGCCGGACUCGGCUCCGUCUGAACGCUGACAGCUUCCCCCCCUCAGGACCUGAUCUGUGCCGCAGGGGUCUCUGUGGGUCUGUGAGACCUCAGAGAGCAGCACAAACAUCCUGUUGAUUUGUAUUGUAUUAAUUCAUCUUUAUAAAGAAACUAUAACCGUUCAGCCUGCAUCUGUGUGCUUUACCCAGAAACAAGGAGGACCAAGAAGAAGCAGGGGAACUGUUAGCCUAGCAUAGCGUAGCCUAGCCUAGCUUAGCUUAAUUAAAGAGAAAAUUGACUUUGCUCCGUCAAUUAAUUUAACUUGCAUGUUUAUAUUAGUGGACUGUUCCUAUUAUCUCAUACCUUUUGACUUUAAGUACUUUAGUCUUAAAUGUAUAAACAGGAGAAAUCCAGGAGCAUGUAGAACAUCUGAUUCAUGGAAAUGAAAACCUAUUUUGAAGUUAGCCCAGAGAUUUUAGAAAAGAAAUCUGUAUUUUUUAAACUCAAAAAGAACAAAGUAUAUAUUUUCAGAUUUUGAAAGAAAAGUCUGAAUUUGGAGAAACAAAGGUCUGCUCUGAUUGGUUAGCUGGCCCACUGAUUGUUUCGAUAUUCCCAAAAGAAUCCUGUUAAAACAUGGUGCGUUCAGGGACUCCUUGGACAGUUUGCAGUUGUCCUUUGGUAAACUUGUUAUUCAGAUUAUUCCGACACCACCUGAACACAGCAAGAGUUUUGCAACACAGAUGAAUAGAUUCGGCCAAUCAGAGGCCGGGAGGAGCCACGCCAAACUGGAUUCACCACCUCACACUCACACACACUCACCCAUCAGGAAUGUCCUCAGAUGUAAAGAUGAGAUCUGAAUAAAGUUGAACUUAAUCUGAGAUUUGAGAUUAUUGUUUGUAAGAAGUAGGAUUAAUCUGAAAAUACAAACAUGUUGGAUGCAUUGGAAAUAAAGGAUCUCUUUUUAGUUACUCUUA